This is a messenger RNA of Rotaria sp. Silwood2, 1254 nucleotides long. The record is from the annotation of a GenBank genome assembly. NCBI's taxonomy places the organism in Eukaryota, Metazoa, Rotifera, Eurotatoria, Philodinida, Philodinidae.
AUGGAAAAGUUGAAAUAUUCGUAUCAAUCCCCAUCAGUUUCAUCAGCGACUUCAAGUCACCGAACUCGUACGAACAGAUUAAAAUCUCCUGUGCUAUCGGAUUAUGACUACGUUGGUCGAUUAGUAACACGUGAACGACCAAUUCUUCGAAAAUCGAAGUCAAUACAACAAAAACUUGUUUUUCCUCAAAAUAAACAGAAAUUUUAUCAUACAAUGGCGUCUGAUUGUCGAGAAGUUUACGACGAUGUACGAGUUUCAUCGAGUGAUGAUGAUUCGGAUGGUUUGAGUAAACCAUUAGGUGUUAUACGAAUCAGUGAUCGACAUUUUCGAGAAAUCUAUCGAUUACCAACACCACCACCCAAGGUUAAACGAGUUUAUCAUCGUCUUAAAUCACCUGAACCUAAAGUAAUUGAACGAGUGUUUGUUCGUCGCCCUCCACCACAAAUUAUUGAGAAUAUUAUUGAAAUACCACCAGAAAAAGUUCGUAUAAUACAUAAAGAAAAAUACUUAGGAAAAUCAACACCAAUUACACGAUCGAAAAUAGUCCGAUUACAAUCACGUGAACGACGUCAGAGAGAAGAAGAAGAUGAACAACAACAACAACAACAACAACAUCAAACUUUUACUCCUUUUGAACAAUAUUCUCAGCAAGAACAAGAACAAUCAGUAACAAUACCGUCUACUACAUUUGAACAACCAGCAUCAACAACAUUGGUUUAUCCUCCACAACCAAAUAUGCGUACUGUUGGUUACAUUGAAUCAACAGUUCCACCACAUGUUAUGUUUAAUUCGAAAAAUCCUCUUCAAAUUCCCGCUCAUCAAGUUUCCAAUGAUCCAAUGAUGCAGCCAACACCUUAUGAUCUUUCAUUACAACAAACAUCCAUUCAUCAGAUGGGCCAACCAACACCCUAUAAUCCUUCCUUACAGCAAACAUCCAUUCAUCAGAUGGGCCAACCAACACCCUAUAAUCCUUCAUUACAACAAACAUCCAUUCAUCAGAUGGGCCAACCAACACCCUAUAAUCCUUUAUUACAACAAACAUCCAUGCACCAGAUGGGCCAACCAACACCCUAUAAUCCUUUAUUACAACAAACAUCUAUGCACCAGAUGGGCCAACCAGCAUCCUAUAAUUCUUCAUUACAACAAACACCUAUUCCUUACAUGAGUCAACCGACACCAUAUAAUUAUCCAUCACAACAAACAUCUAUUCAUCAAAUGGGUCAAUUGACACCUUUUAAUUAUCGACCACAAUAG